CUCCUGACUCCACCACACCCGCCGCGACCGCAGCCGAAAGUGGCGGGGCGGUCGGUGGUCCAAACCCAAACUCCCGAGCCCCCCUCCCACUACUCUGGGCUCUGGUCUCCCUGUCCGGCUGUCCGUCUCUCUGCUCUGCUAGUAGUAUCCCGUCGCGCGGAUACGCGCGCACGUUUCGCGCAUACGCCAGUACGCCACUGCUCUGCUGGCUUUGACCUCGGGGGCGAUCCCUUGCUGUUCUUGACUCGGCCUUCGCCUCCGUUGCUUCCUUGCUUCCUACCCCUGGUUGCUGUCAUCGCCACAGGGUCUCGGUUCACUGCCGUUGUCCGUUUCUUCUCCUUCUGCUGCUGCCCUUUGGAGUUUUCCCCAAGCCUCGCUCGCAGCGGCUGGGCUGUUGCUUAGUUUGUUCAAAGGUUUGUGUUGGAGGCUAAGAGGGUUGCAUGCGAUGGCCCUUGCGGCAAAACAGGCUGCUCUGUGUUUCAAGAAAGUUUUGAGGUUGUCCAUUAGGAAAAGCUAUACAUUUGUGUCCGAACACCCUGUCCUUUUCGGUUUGGGUGUUUUGCUCUACCUAUUGUACAGAUCAUCACCAAGGCUCUUUGUGUUCCUGCUUUCUUCUUCACCUGUAAUUAUAUGCACUGCUCUUCUUCUUGGAAUCCUACUGAGUUAUGGAGAAAUUAAUCUUCCUGAGGCUAGUGAAGAUCACAAGGGCACUCCAAAAGUUUCAACUUCCAACGUUGGAAAUUCGUCCAGUGAUAUCCACUUUGAAGAAAAUCAGAAACCUUCAGUGCUUGAAUUUAGGGAUAAUGCACCAAACUUCAAAGAGAGGGAAGCUAAACAGACAGUUUCCUUCAGAGAGAGGGCUAGUGAGCAUGUUGAUGUUGAUGAUUAUGUCCCUCUUCUGAAGAGAACUGAUGAAGAAGAUGAGAGAGCUGAUCGGCGUAACAUACCUAGAACACCUACACCGUUUCCUUCUAUGGUCAAUCUUUGCCAAGAGUCUGGGAUCGGGGAGGACAUCAACUUCACCAAGAAAAGACAAUCGGAAGGUCCUUGUUUCAUUCAGGAUAUGGCUGACUGUCAGACAAGCCUAUUUGAUGGGGUCCGUCAGAGUGGUCUGAAUGACAAAGUUACACCCUUUGGUCUGUUUUCUUCUAGCGAUAAUGUUAAUAAGCAUGCUGAGAUGGAGGAAAAUCUAGUAUUUGCAGAUUCAGCAGCUAGUAAAGAGGGAGCUAUUUCUGAAGCGAAGCAAACUGAAGAGCUUGCUGGAACUAGCAAACAAGAUGCUUCUGUCCCUAUUCACCAAUGGGAAAAGAAAGGCGAGCUUAAUGUUGAUACUAGCAAUGUUGUUGAGGACAGCUUGCUUGAUUCCUCUCUUGGCUCACCAUGGGCAAGAGUUAGCAGUCAGGAUGGUUCAUCUGGUUUUGACUCUGAUCAGGCUGAGAGUUCUUCUCCUGAUGCUUCCAUGACUGACAUUGCUCCAGUUCUUGAUGAGAUUGACCCACUUUUGGGUGCUGGUUCCAAUCGCCCCAAUCCUAUUCCCAAGGAUGAUUCAGACACAGAUUCUCAUGUCUCAGAGGAUCAUCAAAUUGACGAUGAUAGUAAUGAUGAGGGCGAUGACAUUGAUCCUAAAGAUAAUGUGGAGGGGAAGAAUAAAAAUGAUGGGAAGGAAGCUGCAUUUCUUUGGACAGCAGAUGAUGAAAAGAAUCUCAUGGAUCUUGGGUAUUCUGAGAUGGAAAGGAACCGCAGAUUGGAAAUUUUGAUGGCUAGACGAAGAUCCAGGAAGAACAUAAAGUUCGAAAUUGAUAACAACCUGACAGAUGUUGAUAGUAAUGGUGCUGGUAGGAGUUUAGAUGAUUUGUCACGCUUCCGUGCACUUGUACCUCCUAUUGCAGUGCCAAGGAGGAACCCUUUUGACCUUCCGUAUGAUUCUGAAGAAGCAGUGAUUCCUGGCUCAGCUCCUUCAAUUCUGCAUGCACGGAAGAACCCAUUUGAUCUUCCCCUUGAACAGUUGAAUGACAGUGUUGUCGUCCCUGCCCCAGAUAGUUUAAACUCUGGAGAAUCUGCGAUGUCUCCUCGUCGUGACAUGAUCUUCAGAAGGCAUGAAAGCUUUAACUUUGGAAGGAUGGAUGCAAUCCAGGAGAAGCAUUUUUCUAGACUAAAGCCAUAUUUUGUCCCUGAAACUGUGGAAUGGAAUGCAAGCAAUUUCCAAAGACAGUUCAGUGAUAAGAGUGAGUCUAAAAUGAGCUCUGUUACUGAAUCUGAUAUUACUUCUUCAGUUGCUGAUCAGGAGGAUCACAAGGACCAUGAUGAAAAGGACCUUGCAGAUGUUGGAAGUGAAGGCUCAGAUGGUAUCAACUCCAUAGAUGUUGAACUAGACAACAGUGACAUUGAUGACCGUGAGAUUGCUCUACAGCACUUCGUCUUUGAAAGAUCGCAAGAAAGGGAAGCACAUCUUGCUUCAACUAAAGGAAAAGAUCAGGAAGAAGAUUAUACGCCCAAGUCAGCCAGGAGUUCCAUGAUGCCAUUUCAUGCAGUUCCUGACCUGCUUAGCUGGGAAGAUGGAGAUGGUAGCGACAGCCUUGGUGCUAAACCUUCUUUCCAACUUAACACAGAAGUUAAAUGCGCAGAAUGGGUUUCAUCCUCCAGGCCACCUAUGGAGGGUGAAUCUCAUUCUGGGGACCUUCCAGAGUACCUUGACACUGAAGUUGCAUCAAGCUCAAACACAGUUGUACUUGGUGCAAGCAAUACAUCUGAGAAAGGUGGAAAUGUUGAUCUCAUGUCCUAUUCAAACAAUGAAAUGCCAUUAGAUAACCUGAUUCAUGGGUCCAUGGAGCUGCCUUCUGAAUUUGUCACGGAAACAUUGCCGGUCAUAUCUCGGGACCUACACCCUAUCCCAGAGGAGAGAGUUGUUGAGAACUUCAACAUGCAAGAAAAGCAUGAAACAGCAAUUUUUACUGAUUCAGCUGCUGCCUUGACUGGCCAUGUAAUCGAACAGCACUUUGAUGUUGGAUCUGAUGGAACUCUGAGCUCUAAAGUUGUUUCCUCGUAUCCUCAAGUUAAUGAUGUCAUCCAAUCUGCAUCAAGUGAACAUGAAGAAAUCUUGAAUCCCUUUGCUUUGAUGGCUACUGAACCUAAGGUGGAUAUAAGUGACAUGUAUGGCGAAGCAACUGCAGGUGCAGGAUAUAUACUUGAUUCUGAUGACGAGGCUGAUAAAAUCUAUCCUGAGCCAAUGGAGGGCAGUGGAAUUGAUGAAAGUUUCCUGUCGGAAUUAGAUGCAGUGGGAGACUUUGGAGUUGAACCAAUGAGACUGGACCAGCAGGUGACAGAUCAGGCUUCCCAUAAUGAUAUCCCUACCAAUAGUGUUGCUGCACAUUCCGUUAUUAGCCCUCAGGCAUCUGACAACGUCUCCUUGACCAUGUCAGAAGUUGGUGCUGAAGACUCCAGGGAGCAGUCUCCAUUGGUUGAUGACCUAAAUGGCCCUGAAUUUGGCCUGUCAUUUGGAGCAUCUCACAAUGACCCUGAGCAGACUGUAUACAAUCCUCGGAGACGGAUCCUCGAAGCAAGCCCCUUUGAAUCAAUGAACAUGGAGUUGAAGCCACCACACGAUGAGUCAGAAGUGCCUGCUGAUGAUACACCAUCACCAGAAACCUUAGCAGCUGGAUCAAAUGAGCCAGAGGUCACUAUAAAUGGGUUAUUGACAUCUACAACUGAUCCUGAGAUUACUGUUCUAGAUGCAAAGUCUCUGGAGGAUAUUGAGACUGCCUUUAAGCUAGUUAGUGAUGGUGUGGUUUCUGAGGCCACCAUGGGUACUGAAACUUUGCAUAUCUCAGGUGCUGAUGCUGCAGAGCCCAAAGAGGCUGCUGGAGAGCUGCAUGUCAUUGAUGCAAAAUCUGUGGAUGACAUGCAUGCUGCUUUCCAGAAGCACUUCGAUGCUAUUGUGAAUAGUUCCUUUGAAGAAAAUGAAGACAAGUAUGGACAUGUAGAGACAGCAGAAUCCACGAAACCUGAUGAACUUACUGAAGCAAUACAUACCGAAAGUCAGCACAACCUAGGAGAUGCUAGGGAGGGUUUACCAGUGGAGGGUACAGGCAAUAUGAGUACUAGUGAAGCAGAGAGUCACGAUGACAUUGAUGCGGCAUCCAAUAAGGUCUUCCAUAGCAGUGCCAAGAGUACUGCACAGGCAGUGGAGUUAGAGGUUUCUCACGAAAGAGAAGAGGAAAGUGAACAUCAAUGAAUACCACCGGAUUGACUGCUGAAAGGAAACGAUAGAAUGUCAUCAGAGAUGAAUGAGACAAAAAUACUCCUUGGUUGAAGGAGCUAGCAAAGCAUUGAUGGAACGCUAUUGUUAAGUUUCACGGGCUUGCCACUGUGCAUAUACUUCACAUAUUCAAAAUACAAAAGUUUUGAUGUAGACCUUUUGUGAAUGCGCUUUCUUUAACUUUCUUUUAUUCUUUUGAGGUUUUGGUGGGUUUGUUUUAGAUUGAUUCCCCCCUCCUUUGGCUGUAAUUUGAAGAGGUGUAAGUUUUGCUCAGACAGUUUGGUUGGUUCCAGGGACAUAGAACUAUCUGUUCUACCAUGUGAAUUGAGAUUUUGGUGUAUUGUUUGAACUAGUGAAGUUGGCAAUAGAAGAAUUAGACAGGUACAAUUUUACCUUUGAAA
This is a messenger RNA of Sorghum bicolor (sorghum), 4656 nucleotides long. RefSeq lists its product as uncharacterized. The transcript is spliced from 3 exons. The record is from RefSeq and is a predicted model, not a curated record. Lineage: Eukaryota; Viridiplantae; Streptophyta; Magnoliopsida; Poales; Poaceae. The coding region runs from base 446 to 4231 and encodes 1261 amino acids.